Messenger RNA from Neoarthrinium moseri, 1977 nucleotides. RefSeq lists its product as uncharacterized. Lineage: Eukaryota; Fungi; Ascomycota; Sordariomycetes; Amphisphaeriales; Apiosporaceae. The record is from RefSeq and is a predicted model, not a curated record. The transcript is spliced from 3 exons. Bases 1 to 1977 code for a protein of 658 amino acids.
AUGCUCCUUAGCCGACAGCCAUGGGACCAGCCAUUCGGUGGCUGGGGCUCUCGUGGUCAUAUUCAAUGUCGCUACGAUCUUCCUCUGAGGCUUUUUGAUUCGCGCAAACAGAACCAUGACUGCAUAGACAAUAAGAAGGCAAGGGCUAGAGCUCGACAGCUGCACAGAAAUAAGACACUAUCAAGUCAUUUGAAUACCGGUGGCAAUACAAGCUUCGCGCCGCCAACUCAAGCGGACAGUCCUGACAGGGUCGGCAUACAACGGGACACAGACAACAGCAUCCAAUGGGUCACCUUCAAGGUUUCAAGGACCAGGCCUACUAAAGAGUACACGAUUCGAUGCGAUUUGAAAUCGGUGGAUAUCAAGUCAUUACCAGAAUCAUUCAAGGAAGACAACACUGUUUACCCAUUGGCUCGCGGUGCGAAAAGUGGAUUGUACCAGGAUGCAGUUCACCACUUGGCGCUGUGCAACGUGGUUGGCUGGUCUCUCGCUAGGCUGAAUCCUAUACUAGAACAAAGUCGUGAAUUGUUGUAUUGCGCAGUGGAAGCUUGGCUGGCCGAUGAUCCAAACAAAGCCUCUACGCAAUUUGGGUACAUUCUUCCAGAACACGCUUCACCCUUGUCUGGAAGUGCGAUGAAAAAUUUCUCCAGCACACAUGAGAACAAUCGGACAGAACUUGAUUCUGGAGCAACCCUGAUUCGGCAAGAUUCCAGCACAUCCUUUCGCGGCCUCGCAGGAGCUCCCAGUCCCGUUGUACUUGCCGAGGAUCCCAAGGACAGAGAUCGAGACGCGCACGAGAACCGCCAGUUCAAAGAGGUGCAUGAAUCCACUUUCCACAAUGCUCUUCUACUACAGCCCCAGGAGCUCGGUAUCGACACAUCCAGCGACAUCGGAACUGGUGCCAUCUUUGGAGACUUUGAGGCCGACGAUGGACACACUCUUCACGAAUUCAUAGACGGCCACGAAUUAUCUUCGUCUCUCGAAACGAAUUUGAUGCAGCACUCAUUGAUGCCAACCUCCACCACAUCUAAUUUUUAUGAUGGAGUUGCCUUUGUGGACGAUCCUCAAUCCAUCGUGCCUGCAACCCCGGUUGAAUUUUCCCCGGAUGAUGCCCACCAUUUGAUCACAAUACCGCCGGGUACUAACGUCAGCCACUCUGUGGAACAAGUAAUGAAAAUCUUCACGUCAUGGCUGGAGGCAAAACUCAUAUGCAUCACUUCUCAGACCCAAGAAACCAAAAUUUCCACUGGGGAUGCAGCAGCUAGCAAACCAGAUCAAAGCUCAAAAAACAUAUCUGGAAAGGCGUCCGGAAGGAAGAGCCAAUUCAUGGCUAAAAGGCAGCUGCCAUCAGACGACGAAGACAAUGGGGACGAUUCCAACGAUGAUAGUGGCCGGAAAUGGAAACGCAGCCGGUCAAGUGUUGAGGACGACAAUGAUAAUGGCGAUGCCGUAGACGAAGAUACUCUAGCCAAGCUACGAUCUAGGAAGAAAGGUACCGAGAAGACGGUGCAAGAAAAGUGGAACACCAUGUAUCAAACCAUAUUCCCCAAUGACACCGCCAUCCCGACUUGCUUUGAUGAGGUUUGCCGCCAACUACCAGCUGUCCUACAGGCGUUGAACCAGCAACUCUACGACAGCUUCCAGAUGACCAAUACUCCACAGAUGGAUGAGGAAAGUUCUCAGACCCCCGAGUCUCCGAUCUACACACCUGAACUGCAGGAUGCAUCCAAUGAGUCAGUUUCUCAGCUGCAGCACAAUAUCCGAAACCCUCGGCCCGAGCUUGGGUCAACUUACGCGACAAACUGUACAGUCGGCAAUUCGAUGCCACCAUUUUCGCUCGAGGACUUUGCAAUGCCUGCCAUAGGAUAUGGCGAUAAUGAUUGGCCUAUGUUUGACUCAACGCUGCUUAUGGGGCUUGGGGUCGAUAUUGGUACACAAGAGAAAUCAUCCGACUCAGGGUACGGGUCGCAAGUAUAG